UCUUUUGUCCUCUUUCAUGGGAGAGACUUUUCCCAUUUCUUCUUUACUAAGAAGGCAUGUCGUCAAAGUCUUCUCCGUCGAAGCUACGCAGCCAAGCUUAGUCUAUCUUUGUGCGUGUCAUCUAUGAUCGCUUCAUUUUUCCGACGGGAUGGACUAUUUCGCAACCUUGCCGGAAGGCUGCAUAGCCGAAAUCCUUUCGUGCACGUCGGCGGAAGACGCGGCGAGAUUAUCGGCGACGACGAAGGCGUUCAGGGCGGCGGCCGAGUCGGAAACUGUUUGGUAUAGACUCCUUCCGCCGGAUCUCGCCGAUAUCAUCUCGAGAUCGGUGUCUCCGGUGGUGUAUUCCAACGCCAAAGAGCUUUACUUCUCCCUCUGCAACUCUCCCAUUCUCCUCGACGGAGGCAAACUGAGCUUUUCACUUGAUAAAAGGAGCGGGAAGAAGUGCUUCAUGAUAGCGGCAAGAGAGCUGAAUAUUAGUUGGGGGAACAAUCGGAGUUACUGGGUAUUGAAAUCUCACCCUGACUCCAGAUUCUCAAGUGUGGCUAGUCUCCGGUCAAUCUGCCGGCUUGAUAUUCGGGGCAAGAUCGCAGCUCAAACGCUCUCUAAAACCACAAACUACGCAGCUUAUCUUGUGUUCAGAUUACCAGACAACCCCUACGGCUCUGAACCAGCAAAUGCGGUGGUUAGAUUCGCCAGCCGAGAGAGCGUGGAGGAGGCGGAAAUGCGAGCUAAUCGGGUGAUAUUAUGCGGCGCCCAGUUUCACAGACGUGGAUUCACAAGGGAAUUUGGAGGGCAGCUUUGCCGGGAGAGAGGCGACGGGUGGAUGGAGGUGGAAAUGGGCAGCUUUUUCGUCGACGGAGGAGACGACGACGGCGAUGUGGAAGCGCGGCUCAUUGAGACCUUGGACCUUAACUGGAAGAGCGGUCUCAUUGUUGAAGGCAUUGAGUUCCGGCCUAAUUUGAAUUGAAGAGAGAUCUUCUUUUUUUUUUUUUUUUGAAAAAUUGAAGAGAGAUCUUCAAAAGUGGUUUUUGCAUGUCCUACAUUGAAAAGAGGCAAAUUAUAUCAUGAAGCAUGAGCUAAUGAUCUUGUGGUUAGGUAAAUUAUAUAUAUGUUUAAUCUCCGGAUGACUCUUUAUGCUUCAGUAUGUUGGGAAAGUAGUUAUGAUAUUACAUUGUAAUUUGUAAGAGAAUAAACUGUACAAUAUUUUAUGUCUA
Molecule: messenger RNA, 1214 nt
Organism: Ipomoea triloba (trilobed morning glory)
Lineage: Eukaryota; Viridiplantae; Streptophyta; Magnoliopsida; Solanales; Convolvulaceae
Product: putative F-box protein PP2-B12
Exons: 3
Coding region: 149-967 (272 amino acids)
Molecular function (GO): protein binding
Source: RefSeq, a predicted model, not a curated record